Colletotrichum acutatum is the source of this 450-nucleotide messenger RNA. RefSeq lists its product as uncharacterized. The record is from RefSeq and is a predicted model, not a curated record. The coding region runs from base 1 to 450 and encodes 149 amino acids. The transcript has 4 exons. Lineage: Eukaryota; Fungi; Ascomycota; Sordariomycetes; Glomerellales; Glomerellaceae.
AUGGCACCCGGAAUUACCUUCCGCCUUUCACCAGGCGUAUGGGACGCGCGGGUUGCACGUCUGGUUGUUUGUCUUGGUGAUCGGACCACAUGUUGUGCAGGGUCGACUGACAAAGGGACCAAUGUGGAAAUUUCCAAAAGUUCGUGUGUCCUUUUGUCUGAAACCCCUCGAGUUCAAAACCUCGUCGCCAAGGCCCUGGGAAGCGCUGACGGAGUGGUGUACGGAGGCUUGCAGCUCAGAGUCUUGGCUUGCGGGCUUGGCUGGCCAACUGGGUGCUUUGUACGUCUCCGUACGGACAAUGCUUCCAUCCUUGUAGCGGUAGCAUACGGAACCCAAAGUGUGGGUGGGCUGGGUCUUCGUGAGCAGGUGGCCAGACUUCACCGCGCUUGUUCUUGCGAGGGGUUGCAACAGUCCGUUAACCAGCAUGCAAACAGUUUUGCUGACCGAUGA